Molecule: messenger RNA, 13710 nt
Organism: Erpetoichthys calabaricus (reedfish)
Lineage: Eukaryota; Metazoa; Chordata; Cladistia; Polypteriformes; Polypteridae
Gene: wnk1b
Product: WNK lysine deficient protein kinase 1b
Exons: 31
Coding region: 1617-9986 (2789 amino acids)
Biological process (GO): monoatomic ion homeostasis; negative regulation of sodium ion transport; protein phosphorylation
Cellular component (GO): cytoplasm; cytosol
Molecular function (GO): potassium channel inhibitor activity; chloride channel inhibitor activity; ATP binding
Source: RefSeq, a predicted model, not a curated record
GGAUGGAGGAGAGUUUUAGUUCAAGUCGCCAUUUAGUACUGGAAGCUAAGCGAAAAAUAAGCGAGUUGAGGUCUUUCUUCCAUUAUAAGUGAAUGUGGCGAUUUAAUUUACGUAAGAGCGUAAUUUCCAGGCAUUUUUCAUUCAUAUUGAAAUAUUUAUUGCAAUAAGUUGCUUCCAGUGCAUUGGACGAAAACGUAAACUCGUAUUGUACAAUAGAUUAUAUUAAGUGUAUUAUAUAUUAUACUGUUAAUUUUUUGUUAGUUAUUUCGAGUCGUUGCUUGCAACCUUGUGAAUACAUUUGAGUGGACAUCGUAUUGCUUCGACACUAGCAGGGGCAACCGGAGAUCGUGUCUUAGCUGUCAAUUUAUUUUUUUGUUUUUUUUCCUCUUCAAAAUAUGGAAGCGCAUGUUUUAAUUUGACGAAGGGGUGGAGGGGUUUCCCCCUUCUCCCGAAUUCAAAAGUGAAAACCUUGGAGUUUAUUUUGUAAACCCUGUUCUCCACCCCAACCCAGAUUAUCCUUCGUACGUGCUCAUAGUUUACCUUAAGACCCAGGAAAGGACCCGAUCCGCCCAACCAGGCCCAGAAAGAAGGCCUCGGGAUUCAGGAAGAAGACGACAAAAGCGCAACUUUUUUUCGAGAUGAAUGGUAUGGAUAUCGUUUAAUAACACCAACGGUUGACAAGCUUCAGGCGUCGUGGACUGGCACGCCUGUCCAUUCCCUGCAAUGACUGAAUCGCAGACUUACAAGAUAUUCCAUUUUCGAUCAGAGACAAAGCAGAAUCGCCUGGCCGGUUACAGUUGUCUGCAUCGGACCUCCAAAUGUUAGGAUGAUGUGAUUAUCUUUGGACUUAAAAAUAAUCUGCACAAAGUUCGGUUUACUAAUUUGAGGUGUUUGUGCAAACGGACAAUCGGUAAUGUUUGCUUAUUUUGCAAUGUUACGUACUUGGGACUGAGUGGAAUAAAGCGGUUCGAUUGUGGAUCAAUUCAGACGAACGACAACUUCGUAACAUAUUUUUUUUCCAUUUCGUUAUUCGAUGUGUUUGUGGAUAUGAUUUUGAAAGGCUUGGAUUUCUUAGUGAACUGCAUAAUGGGGAUACUCAUUUCAGUGUCACUGAAAGAGUAGCCUGCACCAAGUACAACUUUUCUCUGUUAUUCUUGGUACUGAUAAUGGGGAAGAUUCCGGUGAACGUUGGAUGUCAUCCAGAUUGAAUCCUUGGUCUCAUGGAGGAUGCCAAAUUGAAAACAAACUCUUCCUCAAUGAAGCAAGGUCUGGAAUACAAACACAUGCUUUCUGUGCAGAAUAUGAAGCUAGUACGUCCAUGUUGACACACAUAUAUAUAUAUAUAUAUAUAUAUAUUUGUAAUUGCUUAUUGAGAGCUGUCUUUGUUACACGGAAGAAUGGAUGGAUUGGUUUGGAUAGUUUACAGUUAUCCUAAUUUACGGUUACUCUUCUGUAACAGUGUUUUACUCUUGAUUAUAAAAAGACAUCACUGUUCCAGGGAUCUUGUCCUAUAAGUUGUAAUUCCUCCAGCCUUGACUUACAGAAUUACUUAAAGGAGACAUUGGAAGAAAACUUUACCAUUAUAUUUUUGUAAGGCUUAAAACAUAAAAGAAAAAAUGUCAGAAAACCAAGACAUUGUAACAUUUUUGUCUCCCCCGAAGAAUGGUACAGGUUCCAGUUCUGAUACUUCAUUGGGGGACAGGUUGGCAGGUGGUCAUUUUAAGGAGAAAGAUGAAGAAACUGUCAGAAGACGUAGACAUACUAUGGAUAAGGAUAGUAAAACUGCAGAGCAUCGCUUCUUUAGACGGAGUGUUAUUUGUGACUCUAAUGCCACAGCCCUGGAUCUGCCGAGCAAAUCUUUUUUAUUGGCGUCUCCACCUGAUUCUGACUCUUAUUCAUCCUUCCAUAUGGACACUAGUUUUGGCACCACAAUUGUUUUGCCACCUGCAAUUGAAUUGCCUAACGAGUCACAACUGGGAAUAUCUACUGAUGGUAAUGGGCGACUGAAAGAACUGAGACCAGUAGUGCUGGGCAUUGGUGACACCAAAAUAAAAGAAUUAUCACCCGUAGUAGGUAGUGAAGUAUUUGACUUUGUUGACCAAUCUGGAGUGGAUGGCAUUGUAAGUGGCACCAUAGGUCUUGAAAACAAUCUAAAGGGGAAGGAGUUUGAAGAAGAAAAGACUGAAACCAGUGUCCAAAGUGAGGAAGAUGCUGAGCAGAAGGCAGAGGCAGAGAUUCGUGCAGCAGAGAAGAAGCAACAGGAAGAAAAUGAGGAAGUGGAGACCAAAGCAGUGGGGACAUCUCCUGAUGGUCGCUUUCUUAAGUUUGACAUUGAGAUUGGCAGAGGCUCCUUUAAAACGGUCUACAAGGGCCUGGAUACUGAAACAACUGUGGAGGUUGCAUGGUGUGAGUUGCAGGAUCGAAAGCUUACAAAGUCAGAAAGGCAGAGAUUUAAAGAAGAAGCUGGCAUGCUGAAAGGUCUUCAGCAUCCAAAUAUUGUUCGCUUUUAUGAUUCUUGGGAAUCUCCAUCGAAAGGAAAGAAAUGCAUUGUUCUUGUAACAGAGCUGAUGACAUCUGGCACACUGAAAACGUAUUUGAAGCGCUUCAAGGUAAUGAAGAUUAAAGUACUUAGAAGCUGGUGUAGACAAAUACUGAAGGGUCUGCAGUUCUUGCACACAAGGACACCUCCCAUUAUCCACAGAGACUUGAAGUGUGACAAUAUUUUCAUUACUGGUCCUACUGGCUCAGUCAAGAUUGGUGAUCUUGGUCUUGCCACUUUAAAGCGAGCUUCAUUUGCAAAGAGUGUCAUAGGUACCCCUGAGUUCAUGGCCCCAGAGAUGUAUGAGGAGAAAUAUGACGAGUCUGUGGAUGUUUACGCAUUUGGGAUGUGUAUGUUGGAGAUGGCUACUUCCGAGUACCCGUACUCAGAGUGUCAUAAUGCAGCACAGAUCUACCGUAGAGUAACAAGUGGUGUAAAGCCUGCCAGCUUUGACAAGGUAGCUAUUCCUGAAGUGAAAGAAAUCAUUGAGGGAUGCAUUCGGCAAAACAAAGACGAAAGAUAUGCUAUCAAGGACCUUUUGAAUCACGCCUUCUUUCAGGAAGAGACUGGUGUCCGUGUGGAACUUGCAGAGGAGGAUGAUGGAGAAAAGAUUGCCAUUAAACUUUGGCUUAGAAUAGAAGAUAUUAAAAAGCUGAAGGGAAAGUAUAAGGAUAAUGAAGCCAUUGAGUUUUCUUUUGACCUAGAAAGGGAUGUCCCAGAGGAUGUUGCACAAGAGAUGGUUGAGUCUGGAUAUGUGUGUGAAGGUGAUCACAAGACCAUGGCAAAAGCAAUUAAGGAUCGUGUUUCGCUCAUUAAGCGUAAACGAGAGCAGCGUCAGUUAGUACGUGAGGAACAAGAAAAGAGAAAACAAGAGGAGCAACAAGUGGAACUCCAGAAUCAGCUGGGACACACAAGUUCUACCCAGUCUGCACAGGGCCAGCAGGCAAAUGUAUCUGCCACCGUUUCAAGCACAGUCACUACCUCGACCACUGCUACUAUCUCAGCAGGCCUGCCAGCUCAGGUGGAGCCAGAGGAGCCAGAAGCUGACCAGCACCAGCAACUUCUUUACCAGCAAGCUGGUGUUUCAGUUGCAUCUGAUGGUACAGUUGACAGUGGACAGGGCUCAUCUAUUUAUUCAGAGUCUCAUCUUAGUCAGCAAAAUUUAUCUUAUGGUUCGCCACCUGAUCCAGUUCUACCUAGUCAAGUCCCAGGAUGCACAUCAACAUCUGUCCAGCAAUCCCAGUUGGGAACAAUGUCAUCAUCAUUAUUACAGCAGCCAGUAGUGCCACAGACUACGAUGCACCCAUACAGGGGAGCCCCUGCAUUCUCAGAUACCCAGGUCAUUUUUCCGGACAGGCCUAUCUCCUUCUCUCCGCCUCCUGCUUGUCCUCCCAAAAUGGCUAUUAACCAGAGGCGGAAAAGCACAUCCUUCUUAGAAGCUCACAACAGACAGUUCCAACCAGCUUCCUGGAAUCUUGGCUACUCUCUUCAUUCAUUUGGUGGUGAAAAUGUGAAAAGAACUUCAGAAUCUCUGCUUAUUAUGCCUGGAAUAGGCCCACAUUGGUCGGUAACAGAACCUGUUCACAUACAAAACAAUGUGUCAUCUGAUAACCUGAAUAAAAUGCAAAGAACAGAUCUUGUAAUUCAUGAUGACACUAUGCAGAGAUUUACUCAUUCUGCCAUGAUGACGAGAGGUGUUCAGGCAGUUCCGGAUAAGUAUGGCAUAAAUCUGACAGUUCAUCCAUUAAAGCAAAUUAGUCUUAACCAGCAAGUGCAUCCUUCUGGAGGCCUUAAUUGUGACUUUCCUCAAUUUGACCAAACUUUUCAUCCACCUAAGGUACAAAGUAUGCAGUUGGAUCACAGCACUGUAACUCCUUUUCUGCCCGCUUCUCUGUGCUCUGGAUCUACAAAUCCCACUUCCACAGAUGGAAACCUUUGGUAUCAACACAUUUCCUUCCCACAUUCAGCACCACCUGUAUUAACAUCCACAGAUGACAACAUAAGCAGUGGAGGUAGCUCUGUUUUUGAAUUCCAUGUUCACAACAUGCCAAUGGAAAAUACUGGCUUUACAUCUCCCCAAAGAAUGUACAGAAGUCGACGAGGUUCCACGGAUUUCAAUUUAGAGGAUUCUUCCCAGUCUGCUCAAAGCAAUGGGCAUUGUAGUCGACUGCAGCCUGUUACAGAGGAGCAAUAUAACUACACAAGUCCAGAGCUUCCUUUACCACCAGGAAAUGUAUUGCUGCAUGGUAUCAUAGAUCACAGCCCAGAACUUUCCAGUGACUCAUCACAGUUUACCUCCUCAGACACAGGAGAGUUUAUGUCCCCACCACCUCAUGGAGUUUUUUCUGGAACUCUUGGAGAUGUGUCAUAUGCUCAACCAAUGCCUCACAGUUAUUUCGGUGUAGGCCACCAAAACUUUACUGCUUCACAUUCUAGUCAGUCAUCUAUGUUACUUCUACAUUCUGCUGAUUCAGGUGGACUAAUGUCUCAACGUCAUGUCUUGGAAGGUUCCUGGGCUACAAAUUCAUCCUUAAAUCAAGCUGUUGCAAAGGAUAGUAGAUUCACUGAAUCUCCUAUGGCUCAUUGCCUUUCUUUGCCCCAGAUUUCCAGCCAGCAGCAUUCAAAUACCCUGUCCCUUCCAGCUAAUACUCAGCUGCAGAUUGCUGCCUCUCAGCAGCCUCCAGGUCAGCAGAAUUCUCAUGUUCCUUCCUCAAAUCUCAUUGGACACUACAUUGCACCACAACAGCAGUCAGUGCCUCCCUCUGUACCUCCUGCAGUCAUCCCUGCUUCUCAUCUCAGUCAGUCUCAUGUAAUUCAGACAAACCAGGUCCCCAACCCAACACAGCCUCCUGUGCCUCAACCAGUGCACCCCUUUCAUGGUGAAACUUCACUUUCUUCAGUUCUGGCUUCCAAUCUCCCACAAUCAAGCUCUCUCCCCUCAUCUUCCCAUUAUCAAGCUCUUGGACAGACUUUACCUACCACUUCCUAUCAACCACAGCUGUUCAAUGCUAAUGCUGUUUUGUCCACAUCAACAUCACAUGUCCCUAUCGCACAGGUGGGUUUCACUCAGCCUUCACUUCACCUGAACAAUCCUAUGACAACCAGCCUUUCCCAGCAACCUCAGAUGUCUGGACCACCACUGAUAGUAGCUGCACCAACAGCAUCUAUUGAUGCUCAGACGAUCAUUUCAUCAAGCCAGGUUGUUCCUGUGACUCUAACAGCAGCUCUACUGCCCACACAAAUCUUAGGUGGUCAGCCUCUUCCUGUAGUUUCAACUGUGCCAGCAACAUGUGAUAUGCAAUUUCAACAUGGAGAUCUUCAACAAGAGAUUCCUCAGAAUGUAGCUCAGGCAUUGCCAAAUGAGCAUUUCCAGGGUUUGAUUAAUCAAGUUGCUUCAGGCAUUGAUAGUGCACAUUCUGAUGUGUCUGGAAUGAGUGAUGGAAAUGAAGGGAUGACUAGCAGCAGUGGAAAACAUGAAGGAAGACCAGCUAAGCGGCAUUUUCGAAAGUCUGUCAGGAGUCGCUCACGGCAUGAGAAGAUGUCCCGUGCCAAAUUGCGUAUUCUAAAUGUGUCUAAUAAAGGAGAUAGAGUUGCCGAGUGUCAGUUAGAAACACACAAUAGGAAAAUGGUUACUUUCAAAUUUGACUUGGAUGGUGAUAACCCAGAAGAAAUUGCUGAAAUAAUGGUUGAAAGUGAGUUUAUCUUGGAGAGUGAGAGAGAUUCCUUCAUUGACCAGGUGCGUGAAAUUAUUGAGAGGGCUGAUGAAAUGCUAAGUGAAGAUGCCAGUGGAGAGCCUGAAGGUGAACAAGGUUUAGAGAGAGAUAGUGUAAAAGGGACAUCCUUCUUCCCGGAAUCCCAGAUUUUGAACGACUUCAGGGUACCAGAGCCUGCAAUUCCCCAAUACAUGGGAAGCCAGGCUGGUACGGCAACCCAAGUCGUACAUUCUGCAGGUCGUCGUUUCAUAGUGAGUCCAGUUCCAGAGGCAAGGCUGAAAGAACCUUUUUUUUCUACGGCAGCCACGUCAACCAGAGAAGUGCCAGUUACAGCACCAGUUUUGAACCUCUCUCACUCUGCAUCUUCUGUUAGCCUGCAGCAAGCCUUUACUGAGUUGCGGCAUGGCCACUAUCAGGAGGGGCCUAGCACUGCUCCACCCAUCAUUAAUCUCCCUGUGCCCCCAUUGCCCGUUUCUGUUCCAGUUAACAGUACUGUUGCUGGCAUUGUUCCAGUCACUACAGGAGGUGCCCCAGUCUCUACCCCAUCCACUGUCCAAAUUGCAUCAUCUCCUUUCAUCCAGUCACAAAGUGUUAGCACUGAGACAUGCUCGACUUCCAUAACUACUGCCUCAAAAACUUUGCCGCAUCCUGAUGUGAGCUCUGUACUCAAUGUCUCCAUAUCCAUUCCAUCUCCUUCAACAGUUCAGUUGCAGCAACAACCUAUUUCCCAGGUGACUUCUGUGGAAUCUACUUUUCUGAAUGCAGUGACAAUGCCUUUGGUAUCUCAGGCAGGACAGCAGGUUAUUUAUUCUGGAGUUAGUUCUUUAUCUCCACCUUUGUCAGUGUCUCAGUCUACACAACAGCCUCUUUUAGGGGUUGCUUCCAGUAUCAGUGCCCCAGCUUCCAUAGUUCCACAUUUGGCAUCUCAGCCAGUCCAAACUACCAGUGUCCUUUUGCCAAAUAUCAAUCUUCCCACCUCUGCUACUUUUCCUAUGACAUCUGUGUCAACGCAACAAGUCAUAGGUGUUCCAACAAGUAUCUCUGUACAAACAUCAGCUUCACAACCUUGUCCUGUGAUUACCAAUACUGGCACGAACAUUCAUGAUCUGCUGCCUUCCAUAAUCCCAGUACUUCCUGAACCCUCCCAGUCAUCCUUAGUUAUGACAGUGCCAGUAUCUGUUCCUUCACUCGCCACAGUUUCAACUACCCAAGCACUUGUAUCACAACCAGCUGCUAUGCCUCCUCCAAUUGUACAUUCUGCUAUGUCAGGUUUGACCUUUCCAUCUAGCAGUGGUCCUCAGCUAGCUCCCCUGGCUCCUGUCCCCUGCUCUCUGCCUGUUGCUAGUAGUGCUCCAGUAGUUCAGCAGACAUUAGUUCAAACCCAGCCCCAGUCUGCCCCUUUGCCAAACCAGCCUCAUGUACACAAUGCAGAAUGUGAAAGUGACUUGCAGCCUAAAGCUCCUGGUAUUGAUGAUAUAAAAACACUGGAUCAAAAAUUACGUUCUUUGUUUAGUGAACAUAGUGCAGCAUUAACCUCUAGUCAAGUAGAGCCUGCUGAUAAUGCAGGAACACCAGGCCAGGCUAGUGCCCCAGGUACAGCAGGAACCACAUCUACCACACCUAUGAUUGUACCCCCAACCAGCCUCCCUCUUGGACCAACAGGGCUCCCUAUCAGUACGCCAGUAGCCACACCAGGGCAGGUGUGCACACCAGCAGCAUAUGGUCAGAUUUCAUCUACAGCAGUGCCAGGAACAAGAGCAGGAACACCACCUGCCAAACUGCCUCUAGGAAGAGUUCCGGUGUUACCUGUAGGUGCAGAAUUACAAGCUGGCACGCCACCUACUGAAAACCUGCCACCUUUUCCAGGACCUUCACUAACCCAGUCUCAGCAGCCUUUGGAAGAUCUUGAUGCCCAGCUAAGACGCGCACUUAGCCCAGAGACUGUGCCAGUAAACUCCAUGACACAGAUUACACCUUCAACAACAAGCUCUGAUAUUUCGGUUCAUCCUGUGGUUUCAGAGCCACCAUCUCAGCAUGGAGAUUGGCAUUCUGGAUCAGGAAUUCAGUGUGGUCGUUUUCAUGUAACAGUUGCUGUUGAGAAUAGUGAAGAUUAUAAAGAACCUACAAGUUCUUCUGAGUCCACUUCCUCCACAUCUCCUCUUUCUAGUCCUGAAAAUACAAUGGUGAAACCUUCAUCGUGCAGAAGUAGUGUUGAUAUGGUGGAUGGAUUGACUUCUAUAACUCAAGAGAUGGUUCAGCCGACUACAAUUGGGAGAUUCCAAGUGACUACAAGAAAUGACACUCAAGUGGGACGUUUUUCUGUAUCUAAAACUGAAGACAAAAUUGCUCUAAACCUAGUAGAUUCUGCCACUGCUGAUCAGACUAGAACUCCAAAAGAAUUAACAGACCAGUCUGACAUAGUUAGCACUGAGUCAAAACCUGAACAAUAUGUGCUAGCCAAUGGACCUUCUAAAACUGGAGGGGGUAGUCCAAGUGAGACUUUGCUGGGUGGCUCUGCUUCCCCCCAGUUGCAGGGAUCUAAGAUUUCCUUACCCAACCUUAGCAACUCUUGGAAGUCACCGUACAUGAGCAGCGACAAUGAUUCAGAGUUUGAGGAUGAAGAUUUUAAAAAGGAGUUGCAUCGUCUUAGAGAAAAGCACAUGAAGGAAAUUCAAGCUUUGCAUGUCCGUCAGAAGCAAGAGAUAGAGUGCCUUUACACUAAAUUGGGGAAGGUGCCCCCAGCGGUUAUCAUUCCUCCAGCUGCACCUCUCUCAGGACGGCGCCGGAGACCCACCAAAGGAAAGGGAGGCAAAUCCAGCCGCAGUAGUUCACAAAGCAGCAAAAGCCCUCUUGCGCCAGGUCCGUUACUGGCACAAAGUGCACCUUCAGUACUGGAACAGCAGCAGACUCUGCAUCCUUCUGGCACUGGUCCAGAAGAAGGGCACAAGCAGCAUCUGAAACCAUCUCCAUCUAGUGAGAACCUUUGCUCUACAUACACAAGCGAUGCUGCAAUUUCUGUUCCAAGCUUAUCUGCCCCAGCUCAAGGCUGCACAAAGUUCAACUGUGUCUCUGAAAGACUGACCUUCAAAUUUGGUGGCAGAAGGACGCGAUUUCUGAGUACGCCCUGCUUGGCUCUUUGGAAGAUGGUGAAAAAAGUGUGCCCCUGCAACCAGCUUUGUAGGACAAGCAGCACCAAUGCUGUUAACACUGGUGCUCCAUGUGUUGGCCUGCAGCAACCUACUCUGCCUGCAAGCCGUAAGGGCACCUUUACAGACGAUCUGCACAAACUAGUGGACAACUGGGCCCGUGAUGCAAUGAACCUGUCGCAGGGCAAGCGAAGCUCGAAGCAGCAGUUGCAACAACCCCAACAGCACAACUAUUGUGAUGUGAUUCCUCCGGUCAGUGUUGCAAGGAAGUUCUCCGCCCCUGGUCAGCUCUGCCCUAAUAUUACUAACUCAUUAAGUGGGCCGAUCACUGCUCCUUCGGCUACUUCCUUGGGGCCCUAUGCCAAGGCUCCCUUGUGCCCGACUCCUCAGUAUGGAUUUCCUUCUGCUCCAUACAGUGGCCAGUGGACAGGUUCAACAGGUUCAACUCAACAAGCCGGACUUCUAAUGACAUCACAGCCCCUGGGGCAGUUCCAACCAGUUAGUGCUAGCUCAUUGCAGGCCUUCCACCUCAGCACUUUGCAGAAAUCCGUCAGCAACCCCUCAGGCCCAAACCUUCGGACAACAUAAACCUUUUGCUUUGAUGAAAUUGAAAGGAAGGGUCUGAGGAUUGGAUCAGCACGGGGUUUUAUUUUAACUACAGGGAUCAGGCGUCUCAACGUAGAAUUGAGAAGGGGAAGAAGUACAUCGUAAACUUGUUUCUGUUUGUAGUAGCUGACACUGCUUCUUGUUCUAAAAUGGUCUGAAUAGCUCCACGUUUCAAGGACAAAAAGGUUCUUGUAAUUUAAAAAACAAAUACCCAUGUUACGUAACAUGUGCAUUGCAGUGUCCAGGAAUGAUUAUAGGUCAUCUAGUUUCACUGGCUACUAUACAAAUGCAAGGCUUUCUGGGGCCACUGUUCUCAACCUAAACUUUGGAUGCUAAAUUGUGCCAAGUAAGGCAAAAUUAAAAGGCAAUGCCGUGACUAUGGCUGACACUAACUUGUGAUCAGUCUACCAUUCUAGUUGCUAAAAAGGCUUGGUUAGAGAGCAGCUGGACCCACAAAAAUGUAUGUUGCUUGUCUCUAAUUUCCGCAAUCUCUCAUUAUUUCCGUUGUUUGUCUGUUAUUUCCCCUCAGCAAGACAAGGAAGUAAAAUGAAAUGAAGCUCGGAGAUUACAGUAAUGGGUUUUAAAUGGUGGUGCAUCUUCUCUAUUAGCAGCUGGCAACAUCGAGUGUGAGCAGCAGGAAAGCCUGAAUUUGAGAAUUCUGGGUUGACUGGAAUAAGAAAUCUUUGCAGCAGGAUUCUCCCUGAGAAACCCCAGGGCUCUACCUAGAAUAGCACAGAGAGCCCGUUUAAUUGUGGCUUGUGAGUGAGUGGUCAUUAAGCUUUAAAUCUGUUAUAUUACUAAAGUUAACUGCUUUUAUAAUCAUGACAGCAUUAGGGGGCCUAUUUAACUAGUUUGAUUUAAAUGUAUAUUUAAAAGAAAUAAUAAUAAAAUAAAAAGCGUUCUGUGCGGACAUGUAUUUACCCAUCAGUUUUUGAUGUUGAAACACUGUGAUUAUAUAAAUGUUGUUGGACAACAUUAGAUAAACAAAAAUGGAACGUAAAAGAUAAUUAAAAAUAAGUAAGGCUAGCUAUAUCCAUAUUCAGUACUUAUUGGAGACACUUUAACAGUUUUUUCUAUUUUGUUUUUUACUUUCUAUGUAAUAGAUCAAUAAAUGUGAAUGUAAAAUGGUUUAAAUUAAUGUACUUGAAGAACUUUAUCAUCUUCCCCAUCCCCAGUGUGCUUGCUGGAUUUAGAGUGCCUUGUUUUUCUUCUGUUCUGUGUCAUUUACUUCUGAUUGGGCUGAAAUAAUUGAAGCACUUAAGCACUAGAGGCCGAUAGAUUGGGAAAGUUUGUUUCAGCAAAGGGAAAUUCAGGAAAAGUAGCAGAAAUGGGCACUUCUGUGUUAUUAGAUGUUUGGUCAAAACCACUCAUAAAGUGGACUUUGUAGCAUGUUGUGAAAAUGAGCAGCUGGUUGAUGAAGGUUGGUGAUUUUCGGCUUAGUAAAGAGAUGGAAUGAACAUCAGGCCAAAUUACGCAGGUUUAUAAACGCAUUGCUCCUCGCCAUUUUCAAGAGGUUGUCUAGCUAGGGAGUAAUGCAGACAUAUUCUAUAGUGCACCUAAGAACCAUACACAGAAACCAUUGAGGAAACCACACAGAGUGGUCGGUGGUCUAGGUGUAUUGGUUUGGUUUGUUUUGUUUUUUUUUUAAAUCCCCUUCAUGCAUAUACAUUUGUUGACUGCAGAACCAGAAGAUUGUUUUAUAUGGUGUACGUGCAUUUGAAGCAGUUUGAGACUUUCAGGUCUGUUUUCUGACAUUUUUUGGGAUCAUCGCAGUUUCUGAGUUUGUUAGGACCUUGAGGACCACACCUAAUUUAGGAGUGCUUGUUAUUUUUUCUCUGUUGUAGCAAUCUGCUUGGGGUUUCCCUUGCCUUGGUGAUAUGAUUGACGUUCUGCCUUCCUUGCAGACAUGGUUAUUUAGAGUUUGUAGAUGAGUUUGCAAAACUACUUUGUAGUGUAACGGCAUCAGUAGGUAAGGCUGCCUUCAAUGAAUUUAGGCAGCUCAGGCUUUUUUACUUAUGAGGUACAUGGCCUCUCUUGCUGUUUGUGGAGUUUUUAGUGCUACAAGAUUUAAGUUCCCAUUUUUGGCUGUACUUCAGAGUUGGACCUUUCUAUUUAAUGAGUUUUGGCGGACAAGCAAAACCUGAACUGCUCUGUGAGGUAAUGCAAAAUAGACUCGCAAUGGUUUGGAUUGUUUGCAAGAAAUAGAACAUAUAACGAAUGUUCUUUAGUAGGUUUAUAAAACAAGGCAGUUUAAAACUUGUGCAAGCUCUUUCCCCUCCUGGUAUUUAAUGUAUAAACCAAAAAUGUCUACCUGUAUUUUAACUUGGCUAGUUAAUUAAUCCAUCAUUUAGUAUGGGAUGGGGUUUAGACCUAUAUGCCUUGGUAAUGUAUUUAUAUAUAACAAGCGUUUAAUGCAAAAAAAAAAAAAAAAAAAGAAAAUACCCUAAAUAAUAUUAAGUGUUACAAUUCUCAUAUCUUUAUUGUACUAAUGAAUUAAUUUACUGUAGGAAAAAAAAAAAAACAAACAGCUCUGAUCUUGCAUGAACUGAGAGUUAAUUGCAGCAUCUUGAUCUUUGCCAUUCUAAAGUGCAGUGAGAAGCUGCUGAUGAGUUUCAAGCCUUAUAUUGCAGUUAGCAAAGCCUAUUGGACUGGCGGUACACGGACCUGUCACUUGAAGUAGCUUGAUGGAUAAAAAGCCUGGCUUCAUUUGUGUGCAACUUUUUGUUUGCUUUUGUUUUUUUUGUUUUUGUUUUUUUUUUAAUUUUUUUGUGUUAUUUGUUUUUUAUGUUAUUUUUUAAAUUUUUCUUGUAAUAAUGCUUUGGCAGAUAGUCUUGUAGACAAAACAUUCAAAACAGUACAGUAUUAAAAGUAGAAUUGCCAGAAAGCUGUGAAAAUCCUUCAGGAAUGAUAAAGAAAGUCACUUUUUUUUUCUGUCUUUUACCUUCAAAACUAAUCCAUAGAAGUAGAUUAGUGCCAUUAUCUUUAUGGAUGAAUUGCUACUUUCUAAUCCCUGAUUUCAUGGUGAAUGCGAAGGCAGCGAUAGGCAUGAGGGGGCGCAGAGCACUGUGGGCCGUAUGGCAGUGAUGGAGAGCGGCUCCUUACCUUUGUGUGAAGGGAUGUUACGGAGUUCAAGAAUGUGUAAUUUUUUUUUAAUUCACAGAAAUUAAUUUCUGCUCUAUAACUUUUUUUUUUUUAUUUACUUUUUUUAUACCUUUCACAUAGGAAUGUGUUGCAAAGUGCCAUUUUAUGUAAAAGUGGUGUUAAGUAAAAGCUAAUACAGCAUCUCUCUAUUGAAGCUCUGCAUGUUACCUGCCUAUCAUACUUUUUCCUUCCCUGCAUAACUGAACUUAGGCUGUGCUGAUUUUUAUUUUGUUCAUUAUUUCUCCUGUGGAAAAAAAUACAGUAAAAGAAUCUGUUACUUAAUGCUACUGAGCUAUCUGUUAUUUUGUCUUGUUUUACUGAGAUUGUUUCUUAUUUCCGGAGCUUCCAGUGACUGCUGACGUCAUAAUGGAUGCUGCACCUAUUUAACAUUGUAAAAUAAGGUUCUAACAAAACAUUGUAGGGAAGUCAUCAGCAACAUUUAAUUGUAUGUUUGCACUAAAUAAAGGGUGUUCAAGCUUCAUGUAAGAUUGCGCUUUGCGCUACAAUAAAAAAAAAAUUUGUUACCUUCUUUGUAAACUUAUUAAACAAAAUGAUUCAAAUAAAA